AGGCUUUGACGCCGGAACUUUUCAAACAUCAAAUUCUUUCCCAAUUUCGUUUCAAGGAAGAAGGACGUGUAUCAGUCUACUACUAAUGGCAAUUGCUGAACUCAGGUUCCGAAGUGUUUGCUGGAAAUCUGUGAAUAGGUGACACUGGCAUUUUAAGAAUGGACGAGCCUGUUGAUUCCAAAACUGUGGAUCCAUCGAGCGUGGAUCGAUUUCCCAAGCAAAAGGCUUUCAAUCUGGGUGACGUUGUGACCGAUGCGGCCAAAAUUCUCACCGAGGAGGAAAGGACCAAAUUGGAGGAGCAGAACAAACGCCUGGUGAUGCCAUUCCAAGCGCUGAAAUUAGAGCAAGAGGCCCGCAAGCAUUGGGAUUUGUUCUACAAGCGAAAUGAAAACCGGUUCUUCAAAGAUCGCCACUGGACGACGCGUGAGUUUAGCGAGCUGCUGGCGGGUGAAGAUCCGGCAGCCGCUGCUAGCUCCUCGCCACUGGCCAAGCCGGACAACGUGGAAAGGAUAAGCGUUGAGAAGAAGCUGCUAGAAAUUGGGUGCGGUGUUGGGAAUUUAAUUUUUCCCCUAAUCGAAGACGGGCAUCGUGACUACUUCAUCUAUGCGUGUGAUCUGUCACCACGUGCCGUGGAGCUAGUGCGGAAACAUAACCUGUACGAUGAGCGGUACAUGAAAGCGUUCGCCUGCGACAUCACGACGGAGGAAGUGUUCCAGACGCUACCCGAGGCCAGCCUGGACAUAGUUACGCUGAUCUUCGUACUGUCCGCUAUACAUCCGGAAAAGUUCCAAUCGACGGUGGCCAACAUUUACCGGCUGUUGAAGCCGGGAGGGGUUGUGCUGUUCCGCGAUUACGGCCUGUACGAUAUGGCUCAGUUACGGUUCAAGCCAGGGCAUAAGAUAGCGGAAAAUUUCUACAUGCGACAGGACGGUACGAGAAGCUACUACUUUGCCGAGGAGGAAGUAUCGAAAUUGUUCUGCCAGACCGGCUUUACGGUGAUGGUGAACAGCUACAUUCAUCGGCGCACGGUAAACCCAAAGGAAAAUAUCGAUGUGCCAAGAAUAUUUGUCCAGGGGAAGUUUCUAAAACCGGAGCAAACAUAAGGAAAAAUCAUUCACGAAGGAAACUGUUGCGAAUCCCCCCAAGAUCUCGCCCUCACACUCACAUUUAGUGGUCCUCAUCAUUUGAAGAGGAACUGUUUUCUGGUGGAAUGGAUGUCUCCGACUUUUUGAACGUACACGCUAUAAUAAUCCAUAGAUUUUGACCGGAAGUUGCUAUAAUAUAAAAUACUUACCGGCAUCUUAAAGAAGGUAUGUAUUUUUUAAUUAUAUAUUAAUGCAAAAAUGAUAGUUUUUACUUGAUGACGCAUAGUUCAGUUGAACUAACUGUGAUAACACAUGAACAACGCAUUCAAUGCGAUGAAACUGGUCUUUCGCUCCUAUCUGAUAGCAAUUAACUUUUUUUGCACUUUUAAAUUUUUGUUAACAUCAUCAUGUGUUGUAAAAGUUUGUAAUGUUACAUUUUCUUUCAAUUUCAGGUGCAUGAUAUUCUUUGUAGCUUAACUAGGCUCAAAGUCAGUGAAACUUUCUUCAUCGCACAUUGGGUCAUCCACCAGACUUCCAUCCAGGACCGUGGAAUAUGGAAUGGUAAGUUUCGCUAUUUUGAUUCAUCUCUAAUUUCAAUAUUAUCGUAAAUAUUGUGUUUUUUUUAUUGAUGACGCAUAGUUCAGUUGAUCAAACUGUGAUAACACAUGAACAACGCAUUUAAUGCGAUGAAACUGGUCUUUCGCUCCUAUCUGAUAAAAGAAUAAUACCUCACGAUCGAAUCUUCCAAACAUUUGCCAUUGUUUAUUGAUGUGGAAUUUUUCUUCUUUUCCAGGAAUAACUGUUGCAAGUUCUGGCCUUCCGACAAACGGUGUGAUCUUCAACGGCAUUGGUCUUUGUUUAUUCCAAUUUGUAUAUUUUUACAACCAGUGAAAAUCAGAAAAUAAAACAAAUAUCUUCAAAUACUGUAUAA
This is a messenger RNA of Anopheles gambiae (African malaria mosquito), 2016 nucleotides long. Its product is annotated as tRNA N(3)-methylcytidine methyltransferase METTL6. The transcript has 4 exons. The coding region runs from base 159 to 1103 and encodes 314 amino acids. NCBI's taxonomy places the organism in Eukaryota, Metazoa, Arthropoda, Insecta, Diptera, Culicidae. The record is from RefSeq and is a predicted model, not a curated record.